AUGAAAUUUUAUCACACGUACAGCCACUCUCGACAGAGUGCACGUUAUCCUCUAGAAACACUGGGAAUAUCCAGUGAUCCCGAGCUGCCGACCGCAGAGAGGGUUGCACUGGGAUCACAAUGGAACAAAGUCUUCAUUUACCGGGGAAAGGAGUACGAACGCCGCGAAGAUUUUGAAGCAAGGUUAUUGACGCAGUUUCCAAAUGCAGAAAAAAUGAAAACGACGUCUCCGCCAGGCGAUGACAUUAAAAACUCCUCCGGCCAGUGUAUCCUUCGGUUGUACAGCGGCUCCCGCAGCCGCCGAGAUCGGGGAUUUACGGCCGACACGAGCAGGAGACUGUUGCACUUCUGCCUUUAUGGGUAUAUUCAGUGCUUUACUGUAAAGCCAAAACUGGAUUUACCGUCUAAAUUUCACAGGCCAGUGUCAGAACAAAUCGUCAGUUUCUAUAGGGUGAAUGAAGUCCAGCGGUUUGAGUAUUCACGCCCUGUUCGAAAAGGAGAGAAAAACCCGGACAACGAAUUUGCGAAUAUGUGGAUUGAGAGAACCAUCUAUGUGACGGCGUAUAAAUUGCCAGGGAUUCUGAGGUGGUUUGAAGUCAAAUCAGUUUUCAUGGUUGAAAUUAGUCCACUGGAAAAUGCAAUAGAAACCAUGCAGCUAACAAAUGAUAAGAUCAAUAAUAUGGUUCAACAGCAUUUAAAUGAUCCAAAUCUACCCAUUAACCCGCUCUCGAUGCUACUUAACGGCAUUGUGGAUCCUGCGGUCAUGGGAGGAUUCACGAACUAUGAGAAGGCUUUUUUUACGGAAAAAUACAUGCACGAGCAUCCAGAAGAUCAUGACAAGAUUGAAAAACUAAAGGAUCUGAUCGCAUGGCAGAUCCCGUUCCUGGCGGAAGGCAUCCGGAUUCACGGGGAGAAGGUGACGGAGGCGCUGCGGCCAUUCCACGAGCGGAUGGAGGCUUGCUUCAGGCAGCUGAAAGACAAAGUGGAAAAACAGUACGGGGUCCGCGCUGUCCUUUCAAGUCUGGAUGAUAGACGAGGCAGUCGGCCACGGUCUAUGGUGAGGUCCUUCACGAUGCCAUCGUCUUCAAGACCCCUCUCCGUUGCAUCGGUGUCUUCCAUCUCCUCCGACAGCACGCCUUCUCGACCAGGCUCGGAUGG
Molecule: messenger RNA, 1157 nt
Organism: Pelecanus crispus (Dalmatian pelican)
Lineage: Eukaryota; Metazoa; Chordata; Aves; Pelecaniformes; Pelecanidae
Source: RefSeq, a predicted model, not a curated record